Mytilus californianus (California mussel) is the source of this 2016-nucleotide messenger RNA. RefSeq lists its product as uncharacterized. The transcript has 5 exons. Bases 43 to 2016 code for a protein of 657 amino acids. NCBI's taxonomy places the organism in Eukaryota, Metazoa, Mollusca, Bivalvia, Mytilida, Mytilidae. The record is from RefSeq and is a predicted model, not a curated record.
AUCUUUCAGCUAUUACACAGACUUAAUAAAGUUCAUAUAACCAUGUCAGAUGAGUCAAAAAGACAUAUCAUGAGGGACUUGUCCAACCAUUCAGAUGAGAUGAUAAAAGAACAAAUCGCUAAGGGCAAUGAUGGCAAAUUGAAUGGGGAUAACCUAGAUAUAUACGUCACAACAAAUGAUAUUAGAAUGGAAAACAAGAACAAAGAUUACCACUUUUUUGCGUCAGAUAUCACCUUUGAUCGAGUAAAGGUUAGCCAUCUAAGUAAUUCAACACCAAUAGGCAAUACUGAUACAGUCGCUUUAAAGGAAAUGAUACCUUCAUUGGAAGAAGAUGCCUUAUACAAAAAUGCACUGAAAGUGAUACUGAGUCGAAUUAUAGUUAACUACUGUGAAAGCUUCAAUUGGAUGAAACCUAUUAUUCCCAAGCACAUUCAACAUCCUCUUCAAGAAGUAAUGAGCCAAAAAUCAUCAAUCCAUUGGUUGCCAAUCAUGCUAAAGAAUGAAGCCAAGUAUGCUGACUGUGUUCAGAUAAUGGCUUCAUAUGAAGACCAUCUGUCAACUUGGUACAGAAAGGCAGGAAGAGGUGGAGACCUUGACAACUUACAAGUUCCAGUAGGUGGGGACCAAUUGACCAGGGUUAGACUCCAAGGAGCGAAAUCCUUAAGAGCUGGAGCAUUCACUGCAGAAGACAGAUUGGAGCAUCUAACCCCAAUUGUUGUGGAAAUGUUUCACACAUUGCAAGACUUUUUAGAGAAAAUGUAUAAGAGAUUCUUUAAGACUGACAGUGGUAGAGACAAGGGGACUCUAUAUAGUCUGAAACUUCUAAUUCAGAGAAGCAAUGUCAAUGGAAAGGUCAAAAGUCGUUUUGAGGCACACGAAGAUUUUGCCUUAACUGUCGGCUGUGCAUAUUUCUUGAACUUCAUUAUGCAGCACUUUAAAAUGAAAGAUCUGGCUGAUACACCAUCACACCCAAAAAUGCAGAAGAACAUCAAAAUGAUGCAUAACAAUCACAAGAAGGAACUUUGGUCAAUACUUAUGAAUGAUAUUGUAGAUGAACUUGUAGAAACAUUUCCAAAAAAGGCUACACCAGUGAAACUUCAAGUGGAAAUUUAUGGACAAGUAUUUUUUGUACAAAGCCAACAACAAGGAAACAUGCUUGCCUUUGAACUAUUUAUAGGAGAGAGAAAAUAUAUCAUUAACAUAACCCAUGAACAAGCAGCUGCUGGUGCAAAACUCUCCUUAAAUGACUUAAACAACACUAGCAUUAUUAUAUCCGUUAUCAAAGACGAGAGAGAUGACUUAUACAACUAUGUUAACCAGUUUAUGCAGUGGUAUUUCAUUAUUCUAAGCUUUAAAGAUACAAUUUCUGAAGGAGAUAUUUAUAGAAAUAACAUUAAUCUGAAGUUUUGUAUACCUUUCUUCUUCAGCCAUUCAAAUUUAUCGAAGUACAUGACCGAAUGUAUCGAUUACAUUUUGAAGACAGAGAUCAUGCUGUCAGAAAAAAUGGCAUUAAAAGUUAGAGCUGGUUCAUUUGUCAAUAUAACUGGCAGAAAAGGGGAAAACAAAGCAGCUGAUUUGCAAAAAGAAAACCAAGUGAUGGUACUGAAAGACUUGAUUAGGGGUUUAGGGUCAAACAAAACAGAAAAUUCCAUUAUAACAAUAUCAAAAGCAGCACCUGUUGUAAAACAAAUUUGUGAAAAUGUGGAUACUAUGCUAGGUGUGAUUGAUAAAAAAACUAGGCAUAAAAAAAGAUCUUUUGAAGACGACGUUAAGGAAAUAAUCAAAGAACUUGAACCCUUGAAACCGUGGGUAAAGCAAACAGGUCGUCAGUUGUUCAGUUUCAAAGAAAUAAAGAAAUCAUCAUUUUCGUUUGAUCGAUCUGAUUUUGAAACCAGCGUGAUGAGAACAAUUAAUCGACUUAAAAGAGACCUUCCACCACUACACAAUGAAGGAGAUGAAGAUGAAGACAAAGAUGAAGAUGAAGAUGAAGAUGAAGAAGAUAGUGAUGAGCAAUAA